AUGACAGACGCUCCUAUCAAGCCACAGAGUGGCGUAGGCGAUAUCGACCGGGGCGUCCUCCCCUCGUCUGAUCUUAAACUCCAGGAGUUAGACGCAGAGCACCAAGAGAACGCUGUCGGAUAUAGAGAGUACCUUGAAGCCAUAGACUUGGAGGUCUCGGAUAAAGAGUUCAUGGAUAAGACGUCCCUGAACUAUGCCAACGUCUUUGGGUAUCAAGCAGCACUCAGUCUCAAGGGCCAACAGUUCAACUACCUCUCAGCGAUGGUAUAUGCCGGGUAUUUCUUCGGCCAGUAUCCUUGCGGCUGGCUGAUUGGUAGAUAUCCUGCUCAAAGAGUCAUGGCCAUUAGCAUCUUCUUCUGGGGUCUGAUGGUGAUUCUCAUGACCCAAACUCGAACUUACUCUAGUGCCUUAGGCGUCCGAUUCAUCAUGGGAAUAUUUGAAGCCGCCGUUACACCCUCGUCUCUUGGCUGGGGCGGUAUCAUCGGAUCUUACAUCUCUAUGGGCGUGUCCAAGCUUCCCGCUGACCUGAAACCAGAGCGCUGGGAACUCAUCUUCUUCAUGCUGGGCGGAGUGACGUGCGUUUGGUCGCUGGUGAUCUGGUUUCUUUUACCAGACUCGCCCUCAAACGCGUUCUUCCUGAACCACCGCGAAAGACUUGUUGCAGUCAAACGGGUCUCUGAGAACGAGACUGGCAUCAAGAACAAAGCGUUCGACAAGAAACAGGCUCUCUUGGGAUCUUUCGACCCAAAGACUCUGCUGCUGUUUACCGCUAUUCCCAACGGAGUUGUCAACUCUUUUUCUACGGUUAUCAUCCGUGACAUGGGGUUCAGCAUAACACAGACAACGCAGCUCAAGUCUGUUGGAGAUGCGGUUCAGAUCGUCGCUCUCCUCAUUGGAGGCACUGUCAUCCUGAAUGUGAAGGACUUAAAGCAAUCGGAGGCGCCGCACUUUCGAGGAGCUACGAUUGGGCUCCUAGUCGGCUACGCUAUCAAGUUGAUCUGCCACCUAACUCUGCUCGUCUACAUGUACCUGGUCAAUCGGCAUCGUGACAAGAAGUACGGCGAGCCCAAUAGGGAGAGCAGCAAGGAAGCUGGAAUGAGGGACCAGACUGAGUUUGAGAACAAAGACUUCAGAUAUGUCCUUUGA
Colletotrichum chrysophilum is the source of this 1146-nucleotide messenger RNA. RefSeq lists its product as uncharacterized. Gene Ontology annotation, biological process: allantoate transport; transmembrane transport; dipeptide transport. The record is from RefSeq and is a predicted model, not a curated record. The transcript is spliced from 11 exons. Gene Ontology annotation, cellular component: plasma membrane. Gene Ontology annotation, molecular function: allantoate transmembrane transporter activity; dipeptide transmembrane transporter activity. NCBI's taxonomy places the organism in Eukaryota, Fungi, Ascomycota, Sordariomycetes, Glomerellales, Glomerellaceae. Bases 1 to 1146 code for a protein of 381 amino acids.